Messenger RNA from Melitaea cinxia (Glanville fritillary), 5455 nucleotides. RefSeq lists its product as uncharacterized. The record is from RefSeq and is a predicted model, not a curated record. The transcript has 8 exons. The coding region runs from base 1 to 5082 and encodes 1693 amino acids. Gene Ontology annotation, biological process: cell differentiation. Lineage: Eukaryota; Metazoa; Arthropoda; Insecta; Lepidoptera; Nymphalidae.
AUGCCUUUCGUGCAACGGGUGGUGGAGCCAAAGUUUCUCUCACGAACAAGUUUGCGAGAUGAGAACGGGAAGCCAAGGGUCACGGAUGAAGAACUCCAAGCGGUGACCAACUGCACCUUGAGUAAUGCACUUCGGCAGCUAGCCUCUCUAGUUCUUCUAGCUGAAGACAUCUUCAGUGAACUCACGUCGCAGCUUGAAGGAAUAACUGAGAGGUCGAAAGUAGCGCGAACGAAGAUCGAAAAAAUUCAUGAGAUUGUCGAAAAAUAUGACCCUAAGAAAGUACCAGUCCCUGAGGGUAGCCUGUCUGAUUUUGCAGCGCGCAAAGUUCAUUUCACGGCUGUUAACCUCUUCAAAAAGGAACUGUUUACUCCAGAUACAAGGCCUACAAGCUUGCGAAACUUGUAUGAGAAAGCUACGACCGACCGCCUCUCCACUUCUCUUCUUGAUCAGCUUAGGAGAGACUCGCAACAUUCCCCGUAUCUCCUUUGUACGCCCGUCUUAAGUUCAAAGAGAAGAAAAAUAUAUCAAAAAGUAGAUGUUGACAUCGAAACUCACAUUCCGUCAGUAGUAGAGCACUUAAGAAAAUGGACUUCGAGAGAGGCUAUGGGAGAUGUUACGGCACUGCCAGACGCAUCUAUGCGCAUAGUGAGCAGCGUCACUCUAACGCCCGAUGAGCUCUCAGAUUGUGGCUCUGGAGACGACGAGCCCAUCGACCACCGACUACCUAGCCCGGAAGAACAGUUACGAAUUAUCGCCUCCAAAUUCCCGCCCGAAGUAGUGGCGAUAGACACGUCGGGCAAGUUCUUUGACAGAAUGUGCAGUUCACGGAAAUCUCUCCACGUAGACAUGGGCACCGGCGAAACGGACACGGUGAAGCGGCGGACUCGAACAAGAAAACCUCGGGGUAAAAGACGAAACACCAUUUCGGGCACUGAUCAGAAAGAGCUUAGAGAGGCUAUAGCUGGUGAUACACCAAAUGCUGUGGCUUCUGAAGAAAUUGAAGAUAGCACUGUCAUCCGAUCGCGAUCAAGUGACUUACUCAAGAAGAGUCCAACAGAUCCUUAUACUAAGAAAAGUCAUUUUAAUAGUUUGAAACAAUGGGGUAAAAGUAGGUUAAAAAUGAUUGGUAGAUCUCCUAGUGCAAGCAGGGACAAUUUUAAAGACUCCAAACUAGAGAAAACAAAAGAUAUUAAAAUAUCGACCAAAACUGAAGAAGAGGAAGUUCCAGAAAAAAUUACAUUGCGUAUAAAACGACCAGAUGAAGAACAACGACGCACAAACAUAAGAUGUGCCUCGUACUCAUCUUCAGAAAAGAGUAUCGGAGUACCAUCAAAUAUCCAAACUACCGCAACAGUUAACUGUGGAGUACGAUUAAGGGGGACUUCGACUCAGAGAAGAUCUAGAAGAUCCGGGAUCGGGAAAGAUGAACCUCAUUCAUCUAGUGGCAAUUGGUCAGCAAGUUCCGAAUCAGGAAGAACUAGCAUAGGUUCUGAAAUCACUACAACAACUGUGCCGCCGAAAAGCACAUCGGCCACAACAUCUAACAAUUCUCUUAACUACCAUAAUUAUCCACCCAGUUCUAUUAUAAGCAGAAGAAAAUUCCUUAACACUUCAGGUUCAGGAAGUGUUACAAGUGAAGGCACUCUAACACCGGAUAUUAUUCAUGAUUUACACGAGGACUUGGAAACAAGUUCUGAAUUUUCUUGUGAUACAGAGGGUUAUUAUACAUCUUUCCACAUGGAUUCGGGUCUCAAAACACUUAAAGAGGAGGAAAUAUCUCCGAGUACACCCUUACAUACAACAACUGCUCUUUCGAAUUCAUCUAAUAGUCAAAACUUAACAGCUGAAAAUGAAUAUGAACUAUUCGGUAAAGGAUCCACAAGUACAACUACAAGUUCUGCGGGAACUGUAUGUACCACACUUAUGGCUGCUGAUAGUGAUAAGUCUUUAAUUAUAGGACCAACCGUACCUGAGCGCAAGAGCUCAUUAACGAAAAUGAACCGUGGCCGAGUAAAUAAUAAUAUCAGCUCAAGUUUAGAACGAAGUACUAGUUCUUCGUUUUCAAAAUCUCCAUAUAGUACUUUAAGAUACAACACAGUGCGUUCGUACUCUGAAAAAGCAAUGUCUAACCAUACAACACCUGAUGCAUGUUCACAACCUCCUACAGUGACAAUUACUAAAAAUAUUGGAAUGCAUAGAGGAAUCACAGCCGUUGCGGAAGUUCAUACUGAAACAGAUCCUGACAGCACAAAAAAAAGCACUGGUACAAGUUCACCAGACUCUGGGCAUAAUACUUCUAGCUCACCGAUUGAAGAUUCUAUUUCAAGUGCACAAGGGAAAAAUAGCCUUUCUGAACAAGAUUAUUCUGAAUCGUCUGAUCUUGAAGGAACAGAUAGAAUAGAAAGAAUAAGAUACAAAACUACUAUUAACAGUUCUAGGAUUCCAUCAAUGUGUGUUAUUACGCCUACUAAUUCAGAUGAUGAAAGUGAAGGUAGUACAAAAAAUGCAGAUAAAAAUAGGAAACAUGAUAUGACCGAUAAAUGUAAUCGUGAGCUGUCAAAGUCAUCAAGCAGACCGAAAUUAGACCUACCCAAUGAAGAAAAGCAAAAAGACAUUCGAUCUGUUGAUGCAGGAAAACCGUUUAAAUCACAAAAUCAAACAAAAUCUUUACAUACUUUUAAUAAUUUUAUGUGCAAAUUAAAAGGAGUAUUGCCAACUAAACUAUCCAAUAAAAAGUCUCCGAUAUCUAAGGACGCUGAUGUUCUAGAAGAUUUUUACGAUUCCGGUGAUUACGUAACCAUAGCAGACGUUAAAAAUAACAAUCAAAAGGUUAGCUUAAAUCGAGUUUCAUAUGUUAAUAAUGAUAUUGUUAAAAAGAAUUUGCAAACCGUCUUGUCUGGAAAGUUGCCAGAAACGGAAUAUGUAUCGUUAAAUGAACUACCUAAUUGUUUAAAUGAAACUAAAGAUUAUUUGGAUCAUGGCUUAGAGGAAAAACAAACACAAGUAAUAAAUGAAAUACAAAAUAAAGGUGCAAAAGUAACUCUUGAUUCUCAAGGUCAAGUAAUCUACUCAUCAGAUACUUUAAAAAGGAGACACGGAGCUCACACCACAUUUGAACCAGGUCCAUUUGUUCAAGAAAUAUGUCCUACAACAACAAUUAUUCAAAGAGAAAGCGCAGAUAUAAUAAAAAUUAUUGACGAAACAGAUUUUCCAUAUCAACCACCACCUUCGUCUAGUAAACCAACUUCGCCACAAUUAGGAAAAAUGAUUAUAAAAGCGCCAGCAGACCCUCAUGGUGUGGUAACGAAGGAAUUCGUGACUUUACCUCCUCCUAAACCAAGCACAAUAAUUGCUGCCACGCCUGUAACGGCUACACGAGUUUUAGAUAAUAACAAAUUAAAUACAGAUAAUAGAAGCAGUAAGGAUUUACCGCGAGUAGUUGAGGCUAUAACAAGAACAGGUGCAUAUAUAAAUAUUCAUGACGCAGAGGGUGUCAGCUUAUCUCCAACGAAAGAUGAUACCGGAACGAACGAGAUUGCUUCCAAUGGUUACAAGUUUGUUAAGGUCAAGUUCUUCGAAGACUAUCGAAAACCUAACGCUGACAAACCUUUACCUAAGUAUCAAUUUCGAGAUCAAGAAAAUUCUCCUACGGUCGACUUAAAUCCUUUUUAUCCAACUAUACAUCGAUAUCACACUGCACAUCUCCGCGGCAGACAUGGGGUUGUCGAUUACGAAAAUGAAACUGAUCACGUUCAAAUGAAGUUUUGGACGUUACCAAAGAGCACAUCCACUGCUCAUGCAGAUAGAAUACACUUAAUAGAUCAAAAACCACUACAUAGUCCAAAAAAUGAAUCCCAAGUCUUAAAAGGCGAUAACCAAUCAACAAUCGCAACGCAAGCUGAAAAAAUAUCACCGAUAGAUCCUCGCACAUCGGCAACAUUUAAAUCAUCUACUCCAACGAAUAAAGAAAACGUAGUCAAUCUAAGCUCCAAACUACUUUCUCCAGUUAAAUCGACCAUGACAAACGAAGAACUUUAUGCAGUUAUACACAAAAGUAAAAAGAAACUUAACAUUAAAGAAACACGAGAAAGAGCUGAUUCUCCAGCAUUAAGUACCAUAAAUUUAUCACCAGUGAGUUCUGAAGCAUCCUCACUUCAUCAAAGCAAUCAACGUUAUCCAGAAACUGGUUAUUUAGAUGUUAAAAAUCGAUCUGGUACAACUUUAGAAAAACAAAGCGCGGGGCCAUUUUCUUUGGGCACUUAUAAUACACAAAGGCAAGAAACUUGUGCUGACAGGUAUGGACCGCGACAACAAACUUCUAGGUUAGAUUUUAAGAAAUUACUUUUACAACAUAGUGUCAAACUGAAUACACAUAAUAUACAAAAUAAGUCAAAUAAGUUAUCCGCCGUAGAACAACUUAAACUUUCAAAAGAAAAACCACAACUUCCUUCGACGCCGCCGGGAAACAGGUCACAAAUUAAUAUACUGGAUCUGAGCGGAUCCCCUAAGACUUAUAGCCAUAGAAAAAUGCUAAAAUCUUCAAAUCAACCGCUUUCACCAGGAAGGACAAGCAGUAUACUAAAGGAACACAAAAAUUCAUCCAAAAUUCUUUUAUCACCGAAAUCACAGUGGCGGUUUGCAAGUCCCAGAUCCGAUGUUCUUUCUACGCCUAUACCUGAAGCAAAUAAUGAAGAUGAGAAUUCGAAUAGUUCAGGAGAAAAAUCUGAAACGCCUCCUAUGAACCCACCGUCAAAAACAGUUCCUAUUAUAACUAAUCACCAUUUCGGGGCUAGAAGAUCUUUAAUACCGAUAAAUGAGCAUAAUUUAAAUGAAGAAUUUAACCUAAAUGUUUCUAUAAACCAAGGUGUUUUUCCCAUCGACAAUGAUUACUCGAAUUCGCAUACAUUAUCUAGAGCAGAAAUAAUGCAAGCAAAACGAGCGGAAUUCUUUAAAAUUUCUCCGGAGUCAUCUAUGCCCACGUUAUCAUCUUUCAAGAGUCCGAAUUCCGCUACGACUUCAAAAAGUGAUGCUUCUCCUGACAGGGAAAAAACGUCGCCUUCAACGUUGGAAACAGCCUUAUGAUACUAUAAGUGGCGGUAUUGAAGAGGUGCUUAAUGCGUUUGUUCAUUUGUAAAUAGAGGUAUGAAAUUGAAGAAGCUUUAAUCUAGUCUUGUCUUGCUUAGCGUGCCAUUAUGCUGGCAUUAUUAAUUGUUCAUUGUACAUCAUUGUACAUCCAGUGUUCAAUCUACUCAUUGAUUAUAUUUUUAUUUUAUAUCUUUUUUUAUUCUUUUCAACUGCUCUAAUGGGGCCAAUGUUAGUUUUUAAAAUUAAGAUAUUAUUGUAGACGUAGUUACAAAAUAUUUUAAGUAUUUAUUAUGUAAACAUUCUUUGUAAUUAUGAGUUUUGGGUUUUUAAGUUAUUAAAAAAUUUAAUUAAACGUUUUGAACAAUUUUAA